ACUGUCAUGUGACUCUGAGGAGAGUGGUCACAUGACCGACACACUCGCACAGAACGAGAAGACAGCAAAUACGCAGCACAGCGAGAGUAGUAGCGGAGUUCAAGGUACUAUAGUACUAGUAGUAGGCACAGUAUUUGCUCCACGAGAACAAACACAACAAUGGACCUCACUAGAAUCGGGGUGAUUUUAUUUAUUUUACCGUGCGCUUAUUACUGCAUCCCUCCUCACGACAAAGCAGCCGAAGUGGCGAGGUUUGUAGCACAUAAGUGCGACUGGGCUUCAAUUUCGACCAUCUCUACCCACGACCCCGUGAAAGGGCAACCUUUUGCCAAUGUGUUUUCUGUAAGCGACGGGCCGAAGGCGAAAGGUACCGGAGUACCAUACAUGUACCUGACAGCUAUGGAGAUCUCUGUGCAAGAUCUACAGGUGAACCCCACAGCCUCUCUUGCGAUGUCACUGGCUCAGACAAACUACUGCAAGAAGCACAGCUAUGACCCACAAAGCCCCCUCUGCGUUCACAUCAUCUUGUCAGGCUCAGUAGUGAAGGUGAACGACACAGAAGCCAGUUUUGCAAAGCAAUCCCUGUUCAGUCGGCACCCUGAAAUGGUAGACUGGCCCUCAGAUCAUGGGUGGUUCUUUGCCAAGAUGAAUAUCACUCAAGUAUGGGUCCUAGAUUACUUUGGAGGGAUCAAAACUGUCACACCUGAGCAAUACUUCAGUGCUGAGCCUUUUAGCACAACAACAGACUUUGAAUAAACUUUCAAUAUACUGCUUUGAAAAGAUGAUUAAAGGGACAGAAGAACCAGGAUCCUUUAUUCUGUGUGUAUGUGCCUUAUAAUACAGUUAUACACCUUAGUAGCCAGUUCUGAAAACUGUCAUGCUCAGGGUCCUACUGAAGCAUGUUCAGAGAGGAAUUAAACAAUGGGAACUGUACAAACCUGCAAGAAUACUCUUAAUUCCAAGAUGGAGCAGUGGAAGUGUUGUUCUGAGUAGUUUCUUGCUGGCUUUAUUUUGUGAAAACAUUUUUCUGAUAAUUUGCUUUUACUUUUGCACUUGCUUUGCACUGAUUGUUGCAGUUACAUCUGGUUACCAGUGAGUGGAGCCUAUCCCCACAUUUUUAACUCCAGUAUUUCAGUAUAGUGUGGUACCCUGUAUCAUAAUCUAGACCAGUGGUUCUCAAAUUGGAGUGUGGGGAACUCUGGGAGCUCACUGGGGUUGCCCAGGGGAUCCCCAGAAAAUUCUAUAAAAAAUAAAAUGAAGAAAAUUUGAUAUAUAAAAUAGACACUGGCUAUGUUUACAAAGACUUUCGGCGAGCCACAGCGGUACAUUAUCUUCCCAUAAUGCACUUUUUUGUCACACACUUUAUUUCAUUUUUAUGAAGUGUGUGAUAAAUAGACCCAGAGAAGGUUUCCUGGCCAUUGUCAGUUUUUGAGAAAUAAAACAGAAUUGCAUUGUACUGCACAUUUGAGGUUGUAGUGAGCCUGAUACACUCAAGUGAAUCAAUUUUAUUAGCAAUAAGGCAAUUAAGAGAUUUUUCAAAAUGUAUUUUUGUAAAAAAUAAAAAUAAAUAAAUAAAUAAAAUAAAAAAAAACAGCAAAUGCUUUCGGUUUUAAAUAUAGUUGUAUUACAUUUCUAUGGUAACACUAUUUGCUUGCUUAAAAUAAAGGCUUGAUUUCAUCUGUA
This is a messenger RNA of Acipenser ruthenus (sterlet), 1683 nucleotides long. Its product is annotated as protein CREG1-like. The record is from RefSeq and is a predicted model, not a curated record. The coding region runs from base 160 to 756 and encodes 198 amino acids. Lineage: Eukaryota; Metazoa; Chordata; Actinopteri; Acipenseriformes; Acipenseridae. The transcript is spliced from 4 exons.